CACACACCUCAUGUCUCCCCAACCCUCCAAACAAUACCAAACCAUGUCCACCGCUACCGAUGCGUCCGCCGCGCAGCCCUCGUCCGUAGCACCGGCCGCCUCCAGCUUGCAGCACACGCACAGUGUGGAGCUGCCGGCCAUUGUACCCUCGCACAGCGUCACACCAGCACGGGAACCGGUGCUCCGGCUGGAACUGCGCGACCUGUCGUCGUCGGGCACACGCGCCUUCUUGCGCCUGGUCCACGCGUCGCACGCCCUCGACUCGGCCGUGCACACGGUCCUGACGUCGCUGUACAAGAAGCUGCCGCAAACAUGCAUCCCGGGCACGCGCUCCGUCACCCUCGUGCUGCGCGACAUGGACGGCGUCGCUUACACGACGGGACUCGAGCUCGAUGACGACCACAAGGAAAUCCACUUCAACACAAGCUACAUUGCAAAGAUACCCGAGGCGCGCCAGAAGGAAGAGAUACUGGGCGUGCUGGUGCAUGAAAUGGUGCAUUGCUGGCAGCACAGUGCCAUGGGGACGGCGCCCACAGGGCUGACCGAGGGCGUGGCCGACUGGGUAAGGCUGAAGGCUGGUUUGUGUCCUCCGCAUUGGAAGAGGCAUGUGGACUGUGAUUGGGAUGCGGGAUAUGAGCGCACAGCCUACUUUUUGGAGUGGUUGGAGAAGGAGCAUGGCGAGGAUAUCGUGAGAACGAUUAAUGAAGCCUUGAGGGCAUGCAAGUAUGAUGAGAAGAAGCUGUGGAUGGAUUGCUGUGGCAAGACUGUCGAGGAUCUGUGGAAGGAGUAUAAGAAGAGUGUUGAAGAGUGCGAGUAGAUAAC
This is a messenger RNA of Exserohilum turcica Et28A, 822 nucleotides long. RefSeq lists its product as uncharacterized. Lineage: Eukaryota; Fungi; Ascomycota; Dothideomycetes; Pleosporales; Pleosporaceae. Bases 44 to 817 code for a protein of 257 amino acids. The transcript has a single exon. The record is from RefSeq and is a predicted model, not a curated record.